AUGGAAAGACAUAAUAAUGAAUUGGCAUCAUUCCUUGAGAAUGCUAACAGUCAAACUCUAGGAAAAGCACAAACCAUUGAAGAGUUAAUAGCUGGUGGGGACUCUGAUACAACUGAGAGCCUAUCAGUUAAAAGUGAUCCAGACAUGGAUGAGCCUGUUGAUUUAGGUACUGAAGAACAAAAAGACAUCUUGGAAUCAAAUAAUGCUGAUGGAACUGAAGCACCUCUCUCACUUGAAUCACACUACAGGGUCAAAGUCCCUGAGAAAGAAGACAUUCAGUUCAGCCAAGCUGUCGCAAAUAAACCUGCAGCUCAAAUAGAAGAGGACUCUGAUCCCAGGAUUAGGCAAUCAAGAGUGAAAACCACUUAUUCAAAAUCUUUAAAGAGACGGAACUUAUCAAGUACUGUCCGAAAAAAACUGAGGGAAAACAAACUUGAUGAUGAGGAUGAUGAUGAUACUGUUGAGCAUAUAGAUGCAACUGUGACCAAUUGCGCUCCUGAAGUGAAAGAAAAAGUUGACAAUUGGUUGAAUACAAGUGCAAAUGAGGAACUUUUGGAUGGAAACCAAAACAAUACAGAACUUCCUGGUGAAGUUGAAGGUGCACAAAAGAAUAGAUUUUUCAAAUCUAAAAAUCAAGUUGGAUCAAAAAUCAGUCCAUCUUCAUUAAGUAUUUUAUCAAGGAGAGAUGAGAACAUUAGUGAGCUAUCAGAAGAGCCUGAGAGAUCCCAUGUAUUUAGUGCUAGCACAAUUGAGUACUCAUUUGAUCAGAAUAAUACAAAAUCAUCAAAGAGCAACAAAAAGGCUAAAUUUGGUGAUACUAAGAUCACAAAAGCUAGAAGACAGAAUGAGGUGCCUGAGGUUACAACAUGCAAGGUGGUACCAAAGAGCAAAUCUGCACCCACUGUUGAGGCAGAAAUUGACCCAUAUACUUUUCAGUUUAGCCAAAGAACUCCUAAAGCUAAAAGUAAAAAGGUGAGAAAGUCCAAGAGAAAUACAGCCAAGGGGAAAGCUGCAGUUGUUCAAUCAGUUGUUAUGCCCAAACUUGAUGAGUCAUCAAAAGUUUUAGUUGGAGACAAAAACAUUACUAGCUUAGAAACUGUGGAUGAAGAAAUGACUGAACCCUGUAACAUAAUAGAGGACACUCCUGAUGUCACGCCAAACUUAAAAUCUAAACUCUUUAAUGUUCCAGACCUCAAAUCAAGCAAAAGCACUUCUGAAACAAUUUCCAAACCAAAUGAAACUAAUCUGUCAAACCCUAAAAAUAAUUCCCAUCAUCAAUACGAAAAUACUGUCAAGCAGAAACCAAAAAGCUCUCGAAAGAAAUUGCCUAAAAAGUCUAGUCCAGCUCCCUCAGUUCCUGAUACUAUGGAAAAAGAUAAUCUUAUCGCUAAGAUUUCUGAGGCAGAGGAAUUUGACCUUGAGAUGCUGAGUCAAGGCAAAGAAUACUUGGGUAAAGGCAUGUCAGAACUUCAGGAUGAUAUUGAAGUUGAACCAGACAAUGUGGACAUAACAGUUGUAGCUGAAACCCCUUAUAUUCCAUCUAAACUAGAUCAAUUGAAAUUCCAGGCCAAAAAGAAUAACAACCAAUUUAAUAAUCAGUUGGUGAACAAAUUAGAGACCUCUGAAAAGCUUGACCAGAUAGUUGAUGUAAUCAAAAACCUGACAAAUGAAAUCAAGAUUCAGAAAUGUAAUCCUAAAAUUGCAGAGUCUCUUCAGACUAGCCUCCUUGAUGUUGUUGAUGCUAUGAAAAUAGACAUAGCAGCUUCUGUAGUAGCCACAACAAAGGUGACCAACCUUGGGGAAAGCAAUCAUAGUAUAACUAGAAAUGAAGCUCAGGAAUGGUUCAGUUUGAAACAAAUGAAGAAAGAUUUUUGUAAAAAGGCUAAAACCAAGACUUUAGUGUAUGCAAAUACAAAACCUCAUAAUGCAAGGCCUGAUGCUCCAAAACCCACAAUAAGCAAAGUUAUUCCUUCCAAGAGAGAUAUCCAUGUAGAUACCCCUGAGAGUAACACAAUGGAAGUUGACAUUGAAGAAAAUAGCAGUGAAAAAUACCUCUCAAAUGGUGUGCCAAAACCCAGUGUGACUGUUGUCCAUAGAGAGGAUGAAGACUCAGACCAAUCCAUUGACUUAGCUGUUAGUCAAAUACAAGCGCUAAACAAUUGUAAUGCUGCGUACAGUGCUUCUGAGGAUGACAGUGAUAAUGACAAUGAUACAGCUUGGAAUGACUCAGAUCAUGCUGAAAAUGAUGGUGUGCAAGGAACAAAUGUUGUCAAAGGAGAAUGUGAUAUCAUGGAUGAUAAGGAAGUUAGGGGAGAGAAUGAUUUUACACGAGAAAUUGAUGCAGGAGGAGAUGAUAAUGAAAUCAUAAGACAAGAUGGUGCACUAGGAGCUAAAUCUCCACCUAGUGUUGUUCCUGAACAAAAGACAGUUAUACCAAAAGUUAAUGACUGUGAAUUGAAUAUAUCCACUAUUGAGACUCCAAAAAUUAAAAAAUCAAAUAGGAAAACCUUCUGUCUUGGAGGUAGCCCAAUUAAAAGGGCACCAAAAUUUGAUUCCCAGACCUUAGAUAUUGAUGACCAAAUUGUCAUGGAUCAAAUUACUGUUAAUGUGCAAAAUGAAAAUAAUGGUGCUAUGAUAGAAACCACAGAGACAACCCAGUCUCAGCCUUAUAAAGACAGACAGGUUAAUGAUCAUUUAAUCAUAGAAGACACAGAAACAUCUCAAGGUAAAAGUUCAAAAUUGUUUAAAUCCAAAAAGUUGAAUGUUCAAACAACCAAACAGGCAACUAGCACAUUGCCAGGAAUGCUUUCAUCCCCUACACCAUCUUCCCUUGAAGAGGAAUCCCAGGCAAGUGUGUCUCUUCUGCAGAAGCCAGCUCCAAUAAAAUCCAGUGAUGUUAUAAUAGAGGGAACAAAUCAGGACAAACAAAACAUCAAAGACAGUCAGAAUAUAGAGAACAUGGAUGAGCAAAAUGAACUUAAAGCAGACCAACCAAAAUGUGCCAUUCAAAAAUGGAAGGAAGUUGAAAUAACAACUCUCUUUGAUGAUGACAGUACACAACCUUCAUGUGAAUCUAAUAUGGAGAAUGAUGAUCUUUCAUCGGCGGAAAGAGAUAAUGAUAUCCAUAAAGCACCUGUAUCCGUUAAAACCCCAACACAUCCAAACUCUCACGCCAUUUCAAAACGUUCUGCAACACAGAAUUCUUCUGAACUGAGAAACAUUUCCCACAAUGAAACUACUGGUCAAGAUGAUGACAUUACUCAUGAUGAUGAUGUUAUUUAUAGUGAUGAUGCUAAUAAGGAUGAUGAGGCAGAGAGUGAUGAUGAUGAAAUGAACAAAGUGCUUAAACAAAUUAACAAACAAAGGAAAGAAGCAAGACAAUCUCUAAAUCACCAUAACAAGAAAAGAGUUGAUAGGUCUUUCAAAAGAGUAAAAAAAUUAAACAGUUCCAGUGAAGAUGAAAGCUCCAUUGAUAAAGUAGCAAAUGAAAUCACAAAGAAUAAAGAAAAGGGAUUUUCGAAAAGAACAGAAAGAGAUGAAACUGACAGAUCAUCUGAUGAAAAUAUUCAAGACAAGAGUAUCAAAGCUAAAAUUCUACCAAAUAGACCUCCCAUAGGAAGAAGUUCUGAUGGUGUAAAAUCCAGGAAAAGAACACCAGAUAAACCUACAAAGGAAAUGGAUGCCUCUGAUAGUAGCUCAGAUGAAGAUACUCCUAGGCUUACCAAACGUAAAGCGAAGACAACAAGAGGAUUAGCAGCUAGAAGGAGGAAGAGAAAGAUUGUGUCAUCUGAUUCCAGUCAAAUGCCUCUCUCAACCCAAGAAUAUGACACAAACAAAUCAAUUCAGGACUCUACUAUCAACAAAUCUCACGAUGAAAGUAAUGAUAAUGAACCUAAGUUAUCUCAAGAAAACAUCAUUAAGUCACAAAGUGAAAAACAUGAAGAGAGCAAACCAGAGAAAAUCAAUGAUAAAUUAGCAGCUAUUGAAAGUAUUUGUAAAGAAGUGUUGGAGAAUUCUCAGGACAGUGAUACAGAUGCAACUUGUGAUAAGAUUGAUGAUGAUACUAAUGUUGUCCCCCCUACACCUCCUUGUGAAAUACCUACAAAUAUAUCUCAUGAUAUGGACAAGUUCAAAAAGCCAAAAACACCUGAAAAAUCUUCUGAAGUAUCAGAUGUGGAUGAAGAAAGUGUAGCCUCUGCUUUGUCACAGGAACUUCUUAAAUCACCCUUUCUGAUGAAAUCAAGUAAUAUUACCAGAUCUGGUGGUCCCAAUGAAUAUCCUAAAACAACUGAUAAUGCUGAAAAUGCUAAUGUUCCAUUGGACUCUGAGAAUCCAUUCCCAACUGAUACCAAACUCAACCCUAAGGCAGUGAAAGUCAAGCUUGAAAAGCAGCAAGACAAGGAUCCUAAUGUGAUAUUUGCCAUUCCCACUACUCCUAACCAUCCAAUUGAGGUGGAAGACAGAGAUGUGGACUCUACACAAGAAAGAAGGAAGGUCCAAGAAAACAUUGCCAAGAUGGUUAAAGAAUGUACACCAAAAGCUAAAGUGAAACCCUCAGAGACCUCAGCAAGCUCCAGAAGGUUACCUAGUAAGAAGAGACGAGGUAAAACGGAUGGUGAUGCAACUACAAAUGCUGUAAAACAAGUGAAAGACAAGAUAGCUGAGGAUCUGUUUGGAGGUGAUGAAGAAAUCACGAGAAAAUCCAGCAAAACAAAUGGCCAUGGGUUCUCUGAGGAGAGUGAGUAUCAUGAUGCCUUAGACGAGAUGGAUGACCUCCUACCUGUCAAUAACACUCCUAGGACCAUCAACAUAAGUGAUGACUCAGACGAGGACAUGUUCAGUAGCCCCUUGGCAUCCUCCCCUGUCACCCCCUCACUCAUUUCAGUUACCCCCUCACCUAUAGAGCCCUCACCCAUGGAGCCCUCACCCAUCCAAACCACUCUUUCCCAAUACCAAACCACAAAUCAGAGAUCCCAAAAAUGCAAAAUAGAAGUUAACUCCAGAAAAUUGAAUGAGGGUGUUGAUGAUAACAAUAAAGUUGAUGAUAAUAAUGAUGACAAUGUGGAUGUAAAUGACAUUGAUGAUGACCAGGAUGAAAUCACUAACCCACAAGGAACUAUAGACAUAUCUGCAUCUUUGGAUUCUAAACCAAGCAACAAAAAGAACAAACCAAACAGUGAACAUACCAUUGAUAUCACUGAGACUGUUGGUGAAACUGAAGACAAGACAAGUGAUGAGAGUGCUGAAAAGUUAGAAACACUGCAGGAUAUGUUCAAUAGUCCCAUGGAGCUUGAGAAUUGCAUCAGUCAACAUAAAGAUGAUGCCUCUAAACCCGGAUUGAACAAGAAAUCAAGUCAAAAAAUGCAGAAUUCUACCAGGGAGAACAAUCCACCAUAUAGCUUGGAUAAUGAACCUGAUAUUAUUCCUGAGAGUGAAGACUUUAUUAGGGGUACCCCUAGUCAAGCUAAAAAAACACCUUGUCUCUAUCCUAAUAAAACUACCCCUCGCCCCCUUGAAUCAGUGAGUCACCUCAAUACACCCAAAGCUGCCACCAAAGCUAUGACCCCUGAGCAGCGUAGUGCACACCUCAGGAAGGCAUUUCAGGCUAAAUAUGAGAAGCAAAAGGCAUCCGCAGAGGCUGUGCUGUCUCCUUUAAAUGACAACCAGAAUGUUACACCUAAUAGGGCUAGGUAUAUUGCACAUAACCAGAGUGUAGCUAAAGUUUUACACAAAGCUGAGUCAACUGAAUCUGAGAUGAAAUCAACCAAUGUUAAGCUGUUAAAAACUGCUCCCACUUCAUCUGUGAAAAACACAACUGAGUCGGAGAAAACUAAUCUCUCCAAAGUUGAAAGUACAUUCAACCCAGAUGGUGCUACUGUUAAGGCUAGAAGUGAUAAUGAGACAGAGGGAGUUGAGAAGGCCACCACCACAGGCUCUGCUGAUUACAGUAAAGUUCUGAGGAAUAAAUGGAAUGUCCCAGUUCCAUCUAAAUGGAUCUUUGUGACAACAGGCCUGUCCAAACAGGAAAUGAUGCAUGUGCAGAAGCUGUGUAAAUUAUUAAAGUGUCGCUGGAAGCCACGAUUUGAUAAAACGACCACGCAUGUCAUUGUCAAGACAGUGAGCCCCGAGUCGCUUGAAUGUGAAAGGACGUUGAAAUAUUUCCAAGGCAUUGCUAACCAGUGUUGGGUGAUGUCUUAUACCUGGAUUUUAGACUGUUUAAAGAACAGCCGUGUGUUGACACUGGAGAACUAUGAAAUAGUUGGUGAUGUGGUAGGAGGGAGUGAUCAUUCUGGGCCUUGUAGAUCGAGACUCGCUGAAAUUCCACUUCUGAAUAACUAUGAAAUAUGUUGCUAUGGAGACUACACAGGACUUACAAAAGAUGACUUAAAAGAUAUGCUAGCAGCAUGUGGAGCUACUACAGUGGAUGACCCAGAUGAUUUUGUCGUGGAGGCUGGCUGUACUCAAGUUAUUUUAGCUGAGACGGCUAAUCCUACCAGAGUGGAGCCACUUUAUAAUAGUUUAUACAGAAAGUAUGGAAUAUUAGUUAUAUCCCGUGAAUGGAUUCUGGACAGUGUGGGUAGCUUUAAGGUAUUGCCUUAUGAUGACUACUUACUGUGCAAUGUACAGGUGUAGAAAUAAAGACACAAACACAGGCUUAGCUUUACAAGCUGAUGAAUUAAUGUACAAGCUAAUGGAUCAAUGCAAGUACCCAUGU
Molecule: messenger RNA, 6715 nt
Organism: Owenia fusiformis
Lineage: Eukaryota; Metazoa; Annelida; Polychaeta; Sabellida; Oweniidae
Source: the annotation of a GenBank genome assembly